Messenger RNA from Peronospora matthiolae, 810 nucleotides. NCBI's taxonomy places the organism in Eukaryota, Oomycota, Peronosporomycetes, Peronosporales, Peronosporaceae. The record is from the annotation of a GenBank genome assembly.
AUGAAGACUGCUUUGCUGCGGGAGGUUGACGUACAAGUCGUCCGGGUCGAGCCACGCGGACGCAACUGUCCGUCACCUGUUUACGUGUUUGCGAUUCGUCCGCGUAGUUGCAGCCACAACGACAACAAACCCGUGGCUCGACGACAGGACUUGGACCACGCCGAACUUGUCGACCAAUAUAACGCACCGGUGGUCCACGAGGUGAAACGCACGUAUACUCACUGCCGGACGUUGUAUCGAGACCUCCAGCGGCUGACCGACUGCAGGAAAGCCCAAGCGUGCUGCUGUGCGUUCGAUUCGUGUCCCUUCUGGUCGUUGUCACUCGUGCUCGACAGCCUCAAGUUCCCAAGGCGGACGCUAUUUAAUCAUCAGUCUAAGCGUGUCUUUGCACAGCGGACGCACGCUCUCAGUGCCUUGAUUCGCACCGUGUUGACAGUGCUUCAGAACAACUACCGCAUCGAUCACUUUCGCAGCGACGACGACGACUUCAAGUCGGACACCCGCGUGUGUAAAGUGUUGCACACGUUGUCUCGGUUCCUCGAGCUUGACAGGUCGGACGUGGAGCAGCGUCUGCUGGAAGGCAGCGACCGAUGGGCGUGCAAAUUAAACCUACGUGGUUGGCAGUCGGACCGAUGCAAUCUGUACUUCCAAGGCGAGACCACGCACUGUCACGCGACGUCGGGUCCUCCCGUCCGAGACCGCAAGUCUAUGGAACUCUCUCAAUCACUGGCCACGUCCGACGACGAGGUCGGCGAUAAAUAUCCGACGACCACCACGUCGGACGACGACGAGCAUUACUCACUGCAUUGA